AUGAAAUACAAUUGUCAUAUUCUGGAUUUUUUCAAGGAUUUUCUUAGCUUGGUGGAGAAAUUUUACUAUCUCUCUGGCAGAUAUGACAUUGAGCUGACUGUUGGUGAUGCUGUCAUAGAGAACUCUUUCUUACGGCCACUUGGCCAUCUUGAAUUAGAUCUUCCAGAAGUACCUACUAUCAAGGCACCCCGUCUUCCUCCACUAGCUAUUGAUCCAUACACGAGAUAUGGGCCCAAAGCAGAGAUAACCCACUUAUUCAGGACUCCUGAAAGUAAAGUUGCUGUAGAAGGGAGAGUUCAGUUUGAUCUGCUCCAGGUCAGCUUCACCGGUUCGAUGGAGAUAAAGCUGCUAGCCUUGCUCUCUUGGGCAUAGUAUAUAACAAGGUCAAAUUUCUCUUAAGUGAAUAAUAAUGAAGAAACUCAG
Messenger RNA from Arachis ipaensis, 423 nucleotides. The record is from RefSeq and is a predicted model, not a curated record. NCBI's taxonomy places the organism in Eukaryota, Viridiplantae, Streptophyta, Magnoliopsida, Fabales, Fabaceae.